AUGAGGUCGUCCAGGAGUAGAGCUGGAGAUAUCUCCCCUACUGACGUCAAGAAUCCGCAUGGCCCGGACGAGACAUUGCCUUUGCUCUCUCCCAACACCAGCACAGGAGAGAAUGGGUUGCGGAAUGGGGACUCUAUCUCCGAGCAUCAUGACGACUCUCAGCAGACGAAAAGCGUGUGGUACCUGGUCCUUUUAACCAUCAGCAUCGGCGGUCUUCAGAUUGCCUGGUCGGUCGAACUGUCCAACGGCUCCCCGUAUCUAUUGUCUCUCGGCCUGAGCAAAUCAUUGAUGGCUCUAGUGUGGAUCGCUGGCCCGCUCACGGGAACCUUGGUUCAGCCAUACGUCGGCAUGUUAAGUGACAACUGCCGACUGCCGUGGGGGAAAAGGAAACCUUUUAUGAUCGGCGGCACCAUAGCGACGAUUAUCUCCUUAAUGUUACUCGCCUGGACGCAGGAAAUUGUUGGGGGCCUACUAUCCCUCUUCGGCGCCGAUCCCGAGUCUCACUUGGUCAGGACGGCAAUUAUCUGCACCGCCGUGAUCGGAAUCUACGUUCUCGACUUCGCUAUCAACACGGUCCAGGCCGCCAUUCGAGCUUUCAUAGUCGACUGCGCGCCGGCGCACCAGCAGGAAGCAGUCAACGCCAUGGCGAGCAGACUUACAGGACUCGGUAAUAUUCUCGGAUAUUGCGCCGGUUACGUGAACCUGCCCGCAUAUCUGUGGUUCUUCGGCAAGACACAGUUCCAGGUUCUGUGCGCACUCGCCAGCAUCGCGUUGGGUGCGACAGUUUCCCUGAGCACGUCACUCGUUCAAGAACGAGACCCACGGCUCGAGGGACCCCCUGCCAGGGAUAUGGCGGGCAUCUUUUCUUUCUUUGCCCAGAUCUUCGCCUCUGUCAAGCGACUCCCUCCGCAGAUCAAGAGGGUCUGUCAAGUUCAGUUCUUUGCCUGGAUUGGCUUUUUCCCCUUGCUCUUUUACACGUCCUCUUACAUCGGCGAGAUAUACGUCGAGCCGUAUCUUCGGGAGAAUCCUAAUAUGUCGCCCGAGGAACUCGACGAGCUUUAUGAGCAGGCAACCCGAGUGGGCACCUUUGCCCUGCUCGUGAACUCGGUGGUCAGUUUGCUCACAAACGUUUUCCUUCCGUUUUUUAUUGCGCCAACCUACGAUAGUCAUCCGGUAUUGAUGGCGAGCACGGCCGAAUCGGAUACCAUUUCCACGCAUAAGCAGCGUGGCUGGUGGUCGUGGCUGGACCGGCUUCACAUCCCUGGCUUCACGCUCAAGCGAGCUUGGUUCGGAUCGCUUGUGCUCUUCGCCGUAUCCAUGUUCUGUACCGUGCUGGUACGGACGGUAGAAGCAGCGACGGCCCUGAUAGGUCUGACGGGUAUCACCUGGGCGAUGACGCUGUGGGCGCCUUGGGCUAUCAUUAGCGCCGAGAUCAGCCGAAGACACGCCGUUUUGCGCGCAAUCAAGCAAAGAAACCAGAGUCUAGACCUGGCUACAGCUAGGUCUGGGGAUACUUGUCGAGACGGCGAACAGGACUCAAUACAGCAGAACGACGACGGCGAGACGGAUCAAGCAGGUGUGGUACUGGGGAUCCACAACAUGGCUAUUGCCGCACCACAGAUGAUUGCCACCAUCGGGUCGAGUAUCAUCUUCCGCAUUUGGCAGAAGCCCCGCGGCACACCAGGAGACCGCUCGAUGUCUGUCGUCCUGGCGCUGGGCGGUAUUGCCGUCUUCGUCUCGUCUUUCUUCGUGGCUUGUAUCCACGAGACCACAUCCGGGGCAGGGGACUGCGUGGCGGCGGCAGAAGAGGGGGAGGGAGAGCCCAUCCUAUCGAGGACGGGCCCCAACCGACAAGAAAGCCAUCGACAUGGACCAGAGGUCAGCUUACAACGUGCCACGUUAACAAGGAACAAAAGUUUCGGGGGAAUGGAAUACUAA
This is a messenger RNA of Sodiomyces alkalinus F11, 1938 nucleotides long. RefSeq lists its product as hypothetical. Gene Ontology annotation, cellular component: membrane. Lineage: Eukaryota; Fungi; Ascomycota; Sordariomycetes; Glomerellales; Plectosphaerellaceae. The record is from RefSeq and is a predicted model, not a curated record. The coding region runs from base 1 to 1938 and encodes 645 amino acids. Gene Ontology annotation, molecular function: sucrose:proton symporter activity. The transcript has a single exon.